ACCGCCGAACUGCGGCAGAGAAACUCCGGUUUUUACCCUCGCACAGCUUUAUUCGGCAUUUUCACAGUGUUUCAGUCUCGGUUCCGGAUCUUUGGGCCUACGGGAGGUCUCUGCGGAUAAUUCGGCUCCGGUACCAGGUCUCCUGGUGGAGGGGAACCUGAGGUUCGGCUCGGCUCGGAAGAAGAUCCAGAACCGUGAGAAAGUGACCCUGCCGGUUCGCAUUAGAAAAACCCGGGUUUUAAACUUUAACCCGGGUUUAUUUAGCGUUUGUGGGGGUUCUGGGUCCCGGGUCCGGAUGUCCCGGACUACAGGAAACCUCAGGAUAUAAUUCGGCUCCGGGUAGAACCCUGCUGCGCCAUGGGGACCCAAGGAACGGGCAGGAAGAGGAUCCCGAACCGGGACAAGCUGACCGCAGAAGACGAUGCUCUCAACCAGAUCGCUCGAGAGGCGGAGGCACGGCUGGCGGCGACAGCGGCGAGGGCGGAGGCUCGAGAGAUCCGGUGCUAUGAAGGAGCAUGGAGAGACAGCAGAAAGAGUCAGCAGCUUCACGCUGAGUCUCUGCGCUCUGGAUCUCUGUGUUUCUCUGCGAUGUCGGACGAUGAAGAGAGGAUGUCUGUGGGGGCUGCUAUGUCGAGGCAGCCUCAGGGACGAGCAGAGACGAGAAUUAAGAGUCGCCUCUUCCCCCUCCUCUCCGCCCCCUUCCCAGCGAAAGAACGAGACUUUGCAGAGAAGAGGCAGAGCUCCUCAACUCCUCUCCUCUCUCCUCCUCCUCACAGAAAGAAGAAGCAAGAAGAGGAGGCUCCUCCUCCUCCUCGCGAAGCGACGAAAGAAGCUCCUCCUCACUUCCUCUUCUCAUCCUCCUCCUUCUCUCCUCCUCUCUCCUCGAAGAGAGCAGAAGAAGCUCUCCUCUCAUUCGGCUCGAGGACGGCCUCUACGCUGUCCGCCGCCACGCUGGCGUCUCUGGGCGGGGCUUCGUCCCGCAGAGGAAGCUGUGACACGUCGUUCUCGGUGGAGACGGAGGCGUCAAUCAGAGACAUGAAGGACUCUCUGGCGGAGUCAGAGGAAAAGUACCGUAAAGCGAUGGUUUCUAACGCUCAGCUGCACAACGAGAAGUCUACUCUGAUGUAUCAGGUGGAGACUCUGAAGGAGGAGCUGAGCCACAUGGAGGAGCUGCUGUGGGAGUCCAGGAGGCACUGUGACGACCGGACCAAGGAGCUGGAGCGUGAGCGUCAGGCUCACCACGUCCUUCAGUUCCAGUUCAAAGAGAUGGAACAAACUCUGAGACAGACCGAAGAGCUGCUGACGGAGGUGUCAGAGCUCCGUCUGAAGAGCAGCAGUUACUGUCAGGAGGUGUCUGACCUGCAGGAGGUGCUGCAGUGGAAGGAGAAGAAGAUGGCGGCAUUAGAGAGGCAGCGGGAAAUUUCCGAGAUCGUUCGUAUCGAGCGCGACCGGCUGCGAGAUGACGUGGUGCGACUGCGAGAUUUACUGAAGAAACACGGAGUGGUUGUCUCUCCUGAGGUCCCCGCCAACGGGGAGACGGGCCCCGACGAGGCUGAGGAUGAUGUCAGCGCGGAGGCUGCGUCCCGAUUGGCUGAGGAGCCGUCGCCUGGAGGCAGAGAGAGCGUGCUCGGAAAAGGUCGAGAACGGCAUCCAGCAGAGGGCAGCAAACUCCCACAAGAGGACAUCUUGGACAACUACAGUCAGAUUUAUAAAUGCUCCCAGCCACUUAACACCAUUUCCAGUGGCGACCGAACCAAACCAGAUGCUUUAAAGCAAGUGAAGCAGUUUGACCAGGCCAGGAACAAUGGCUCAAGGAAACUACCAAGAAACAAAGGAAGUAAGAAGAAUCCAAGCAAAACAUUUCAGAUCAGAGAGGAAGAAAAGGCCUUUAAAGGCAGAACCAAACAUUACGGUGACUCUGGAGUGAAAUCACCUUUGGCUUCAUACAAGGAUGUCCAGUGUACUGAAAUGGAGCACUCCUUUAACGACCAAAUCCACGAAAUUCAAACUAAUCUGGGAAGAAGUCAAGAGUUAGCACAUCCAACCAAAAGUCAGGCGAAAUAUGUGGAUUUGCUUCCGCCUGUUCACAGAACUUCAACUGAAAAAGUCCACAAAUCAAGACUUGUUCUACCUCGACCUUUAGGAGACAUCAUCCUGGACAACAGGGCGAUGGUGUCGAGCGCAAACGCUGCCGGCAAACUAAACCAUCAAGAGAAACAAAAACACGUUCUGAUGGGAAUUGAGACUCCGUCUUCUGACGGGGAUGUUGCUCAAAAGUCUUUGUCUGCUGCUGAUCGUAUUUUCCGAAAUCAAGAGAAAGAUGGAAACUCAUUUAGGGAUGUCAGCUGUUCAGAAAGGGAAGUAGUGUCUGAUUUCCCAGCUUUGGAGGCUAAAGGUUAUAGAAUAAAUGAGUUCUGUACUCCGACACCAGCAGACAGUUUGCAAGAAAAUGAAUUUGCUGACAAGUUGGCUGAGAUAGAUGUCAACAGGUGUGAUGGACGAAGUUUCGGGGAUGAAGAUACAAAUGCUGUUACAGAUUUGGUGGAAAAUGAGAUGGUUGCAUCGAAGGGUCAGACCCCUCAAAGUCUCAUACACCAGCAACAGACAGUUUCAGAGAAUUUGGGAAGUUCUCCAAAUGAAGACUUACAGAAUGAGGGUGAUUUAAGUUGCCCUGGUGUAUCUGAGGGUCCAAACUCUAAAACCAAACUGAAAACAUCUGAACUUGAUCCAUUUCUACCAGCAAAGGAGGCAGUCAAUGAGGAAAAGUCAGGUACACCUGAGAAACUUCAGAACUGGAGGAUAUAUGGAGAGGAUCCGGUUAGAGAAUCCUUUCAGAUUCAAGGAAAGACUCAAGACAAUUCGUCUGAACAUCCCGAGUAUAACAACCAAAGAAAAACACCAAAGUCGUCUACUCCGUUUGGCCUAAUAGAGAUGUUGAAGGACUGGAGUUGUUUGGAAAGGAAGAUUCAAAGCAUGCUGAGAGGGUUUGUUGAAAAUCAGGGUUUUUCAACAGAAAAUGUCCCAGAAUCUCUCAAUUGGUGGAUUUCAGAUUUGGAGGAGAUGUUAAAGAAGACAGCAGAAAAUGCAUUGGAUCAGCUUGAUAAGACUGACCAAAUAUCAACAGGCCAAAUGAUGAGGACCAAAAUCACUGAUGAGCAUGAAAUACCUUUGAAGGGCCGACCAGGACGACGUAAAGGAACCGAAGAUCCUGAACGUGUGGACCGGAGUGCUGCCAGACAUUUGACAAUUACAGAAGGCGCAGCCUCAUCUCUGGAGGUACAUUCUCAAACUCAUGGUGUCCCUGUGGAGUCAAGGAAAGUUUGUGAGUAUGUUCAGGGACCUCCAGUGAGUAAUGACCAAGAAGCAAUAGAAAAAACCUCUAACACAUGUAAAUUUAAGGUUGAAGUCACUGAAUUUUCUCCAGAAGAACUGCCUGGGGUGAAUUCUGUUGACAUCAAGGAAGGAAACCAAAGUCAGAGAGAACCAGCAUUGACCAACUUGUCUGAUGAAUUUGUUUUUGUCGACAUUACUGAAGCUGCAAACAUGGUGGAGUCUGGGUUAAAUCAGGAUGUAGUCGACUCAUCAGCCAAUCAAAAGAAACCCAAACAAAUUGGCUCUGUUGAAGAUGAAGUCGUCGCAAAAACAAACAACCGAAGAGGGUUUGUUGGUAGAAGUCAAAGCUGCAUUGUUCCUGCUGAGGAAGUUGAGACAAGACUAAAAAGGCAUCAAGCGUCAAAGGUCAGAAGGCUCAUAGAAAUCACUGCAGAUGAAAUCAAGACGAUGGCUGUUCCUGAACUGGCAUUGAUGACCCUACAGGAAGGAAGAAUCGAGGAUCAGCAUAUCGAUGAGUCGACAGGAUCCAGUACUGAGGAUCAGGGGGAGCUGUCAGUGGGAGACAUAGACAGCUGCGAGGAGGUCUAUCAGGAGGCAGCCCAGCAACCAGCAAUGCAGCAACCAGCAACGCAGCAACCAGCAACCAGCAACUCAACAACGCAGCAAGCAGCAACGGAAGAUGUCGUUGAAGAUGGUAGAGUCGCUCAGGUGGUAAGCAGAAUGAAACACCUGAGCGAAAGGAAAGGAUUCAGUUUAGGCAACUCGAAAUCCAAAACUGACUGGCCACGGCGGUGCUGGAGCCCAUCCCAGCUGUCAUUUGGCGAGAGGCGGGAGCUCCGGCUGAAGAAACUGUUUGAAGAGCGAGAGAGUUUACAGGAUCAGGUGAGGCUGUUGCAGUCUCAGCUGGACCAGAGACAGAGGGAUGGGACAGACGGAGUCCAGGAUCCAGAGGGGGGCGGUCUGGAGAACGGGAUGGACACUCAUCUUCUGGAACUACAAAGAGAUGCCAACAGACAAAUCAGUGAUCUCAAGUUCAAACUGGUGAAGUCUGAACAGGAAGUCACCACGCUGGAACAAAAUGUGAUCCGUCUGGAAGGUCAGGUGACUCGAUACAGGUCGGCGUCUGAAAAUGCAGAGAAGAUUGAAGACGAGUUGAAAGUUGAGAAGAGGAAACUUCAGAGAGAACUGCGCUCAGCUCUAGACCGGAUCGACGAGCUGGAGGUCAGUAACAGCCACCUCUCCAAACGUCUGGAGAAGAUGAAGGCCAACCGAAACGCCCUGUUGGCCCAGCAGUGAGGCUCCCGAACCUCCUCCGGGCUGCGCCGCCUCUCCGAGACCAUCGGCGAUGUUUCUGCUCUGCAUGCAACAGCGGGAGGUCAGCAAUUUGAAAACAAGCCAAAAACAGACAGAUGUGACUCAUCAACCAAUCAAUCAGUCGAUCGGUCGAUCAACCGAUCAAUCACGGACAGGUUUGAACUAUGUAAUGUAGCUCUAAAGAUCCCGGUGCCGUGAAUGCAGCGAGUUUACCACCAUCAGUCUCUCUUUAUUUAUUCAGAGUCAGCGGGAACUCCACAAAUCAUUUCUGACUUUUACUGAAUCUGAAAAGCUCAGAAAUCUUCUCCACAAGGACAGAUCCACCCGGGGUUAUCAAUAUUUUUAUUGAUAUCUCCUGAUACUGAGCUGAUUUAUGUCCGUUCUCCAGAAAACAAAAGGUAGAUUUCUCCACAAAUUUCAUUUUCUGAGAAGAGGAAAUCACGAGAUAACAAAAGCUUGUUUUCUCAAAAUAAUUAAAUAACUAAAUGAAUAAGAGAAAUAAUAAAUUGGUUAUGUUAGGGUUUCAGAAUUUGCUUUCUUAAAAUCAUGAACUUGUUAUCUCGAUAUAAAAGGGCAUGCUUUAAAAAGGUAAUAAACUGAAAUCUUGAGAUAACAUUUUCUUUCUUAAAAUUACAAAAUAGUUGACUUGUAGUCUCCAGAAAAGAGCUUGUUUUCAGAAGAUAAUGACAGAUUUUGACUCAGCAAAGGUUGCUCUCUCAACAUCACAAAAACUCACACUUGUUUUCUCAAAAUAAUGAAAUGAGAAAAUAACAAACUCGUGGUUCUGAGAUAACAAAGCUUGCUUUCUAGAAAAAUUGAGAUAAUUAACUUGUCAUCUCAAGGUAACCAAGCUCCUUUUUAUGACGUAAAAAAAUAACUGAAAGUACGGCCGUUCUGGGCUUCCAUACUGAAUCCUCAAAGUCCUCGUUCUGACGGGGUGAUGAAGGUCAUGUGAUGUGAUUGAUCUGUAGAUAUCCCUUUCUCUUAACUCUGAAAAAGAUUUUUCUUUUUUUUUUUUAAAUUUCUCACAAUAAUUUAGGUAAUACAAGUUUGAGUCUUUAGUUCAAUUAUCUCUAAAUCAGGAUUAAGUCGAGUCUUACUCGACUAUAACUAUAACUUCACAUGGAGAUGAUCCUUUAGAUGAUACGGACUCCACAGAUUAGCUGAACUACAUGUUACCGUUAAUAAAAUCACCUCACGAGGUAAAGAAAAGCUCAAGAGAUUAACUGAGGAUCUGUUGUGGUAAACUCCGCCCACCUGGUGCUCCCAGGUGUGUUCAAACGAACGCGUCAUCGACAUUCAGCUCCUCCCAUCUUUGUGAAGCGUGUGGCACUACCUCUGCUCCGACACUCAGGGGCGCUGAGUCCCCCAAAGACUCGACAGACCGGAUCGGUCUGAGACAAACUGGAUCAUUUUAACUUUAUUUUGGUUCAGGGUAGUUUUUGUUGUUUUUUAUGUUUUGUUUUGUUUUUGUUUCGGGGCUGGAGUCACCGGCUCGUGUUUGUCUCAUUUUGUCUGUUUUUAGUUUUAGGUUUGGUGGAGCUGGAUCAUGAUGAUGGUCGGACAAAUGUCCAGCUCCGCCGAUGUGGUUUUUCAGGUGACGGGAGGGGGCGUGGCCACGUGUCUUCAUGUGUAUAUAACAGGAAUCUCUUCAUGGCACUCGGGAUGUAAAAUCACCAGCUUGUAAAUGUUUGAAUUUUCAUGUCUGUAACAAAUCAUCUCUGAAUGAAUGAACAUUUGAAAAGUUUGGAUCCAAAACGACAAACAUUUUAUAUAACUCAAACAUCGACGCAGACGGAAGGAGCGAAGGACCGACUGUCAGGACGGUGUUGGUUCACCGACCCAGUCGCCAGAAAAAAUGUUGGCAUUGUUUGUUUCUGAAAGCCACAGAUUAGUUUGUAUGUCAUUAUGUAGCAGACACAUUUAAACUUUACGUUUCUCAUGAGUCACCAAAAAACACAAAAAAAAAGUGUCUGCAAACUUGCCAAUUGUCAGCGGAACCAACCCAGGUUUGGUGGCAAAAAAAAGGGCACCUGGAAACCAGUCCCUAAAACCGUCCACCUUUGGCAUCUCUCCUAGGUAUCAGCCUUCUCUCCUAGGUGUCAGACAUCUGUCCGAGGUGCCGGGUGUCUUUCCUAGGUGUCAGGCGUCUCCUAGGUGUCAGGCAUCUCCCCUAGUUGGUGGCCAUCUCUCCCAGGUGUCAGCUGUCUCUCCCAGGUGUCAGCUGUCUCUCCUAGGUGUCAGGCAUCUCUCCUAUGUGUCAGGUUGCUCUCCUAGGUAUUGGGCUUCUCUCCCAGGUGUCAGGUGUCUCUCCUAGGUGUUGGGCGUCUCUUUUAGGUGUUGGGCAUCUCUCCUUUGUGUCGGCUGUCCCUCCCAUGUAUCGGCCAUCUCUCCUAUGUGUCGGGUUGCUCUUUUAGGUGUCAGGCAUCUCUCCUAUGUGUCAGGUUGCUCUCCUAGGUAUUGGGCUUCUCUCCCAGGUGUCAGGUGUCUCUCCUAGGUGUUGGGCGUCUCUUCUAAGUGUUGGGCAUCUCUCCUUUGUGUCGGCUGUCCCUCUCAUGUAUCGGCCAUCUCUCCUAGGUGUCAUAGCAUUUCCUCAGAUAUUGCGUCCCUUUAAAUGUUGAUUUAGGUUUGUGGAAAUGUGUUUUCUCCUGGCGGCUGGGCGGGUUUGAGCUCCCUGCGUUGGUUCCUGACAGUAGUACGAAGACUUGAGCUCCUGCUGAAGCAUCACGUGACUAAUUUAUGGCAAUAAGACUUCGUUUGUGAAUGUAGGAGCUGGACGAUCAGGGAGUGGCUUAUCAAUAUAUCAGCUUUUGUUGAUCAGGUGUUACUGGCAAAUCUGUAUUAAACUCAUCUCACAGUC
Molecule: messenger RNA, 7507 nt
Organism: Plectropomus leopardus (leopard coralgrouper)
Lineage: Eukaryota; Metazoa; Chordata; Actinopteri; Perciformes; Serranidae
Source: RefSeq, a predicted model, not a curated record